Messenger RNA from Fomitopsis serialis, 792 nucleotides. RefSeq names its product S-adenosyl-L-methionine-dependent methyltransferase. The annotation marks the transcript as partial. The transcript has 6 exons. Lineage: Eukaryota; Fungi; Basidiomycota; Agaricomycetes; Polyporales; Fomitopsidaceae. The record is from RefSeq and is a predicted model, not a curated record.
AGAUUGGACAGUGUACACAGUGCAUUCACCAGUUACUUUGGCGGCCGUCUGAGCUUAGCUCCUCUUCAAGGUGCAUCUGUCAAGAGAGUGCUCGAGCUUGGGUCUGGGAGUGGUGCAUGGGCAAUCGAGGCUAGUCGACUCUUCCCGCAAGCCGAAGUAGUGGCCGUUGAUUUAUUCCCAAUACCGGAUCGCACGGUACCAUCAAAUCUACGCUUCCUUCAACACGAUCUCACCCAGCCGCUUCCCUUUGCGAAAGAAAGCUUCGAUGUCAUACAUGCUCGAUUGAUCAUGAUACAUCUUCCGGACGUAGAGAAAGUCCUUGAGCGCACAAUCGAACUGCUAAAACCGGGGGGGUGGCUGCUCAUAGAGGAUCCUGAUGAAGAUGCUCAUGACACAGAUCGCGGAUGUCGAACCCUGGUGCAGAACUGCCCCCUAGUUCGACUGUUACAGGAUAUCAUGCGCUCGAAGGGCGCAGACCCAUGUGUAGCGCGAAGAUUGGAGACACUCAUACAAUCGUCGGAACAGUUCGACGAAGUGAACGUGCGAAGAGUCAUCGUUCCGAUGUGCGGUCAAGAUGUCGCGCCGGCGGAGAACGCAUUGGGCAAGGUAUGGAGGGCCACAUACAAAGUCACAGCCGCGGACUUGGCAGCUCGAUAUUCAGAGCAUGGCAUCACGCCGGAGGUGUUCAAGCAAUUCAGCGACAUGCUGAAUUGUCCUGAUGCUGGCUUGAUAAGCGAUCUCUACUUUACAUGGUCGAAGAAGCGAUGCGAUAGGGACGAGAGAACGGUUUAG